Molecule: messenger RNA, 561 nt
Organism: Lodderomyces elongisporus
Lineage: Eukaryota; Fungi; Ascomycota; Pichiomycetes; Serinales; Debaryomycetaceae
Gene: MED9
Product: Med9p
Exons: 1
Coding region: 1-561 (186 amino acids)
Biological process (GO): regulation of transcription by RNA polymerase II
Cellular component (GO): mediator complex
Molecular function (GO): transcription coregulator activity
Source: RefSeq, a predicted model, not a curated record
AUGUCAGAUAGUGCAGCUGGCAUUCCCGCACAAGUAGCACCUAGUAAUGAAAGCCUGCAGUAUGAGUUAACAGGUGACGUGCCGAUGAUGGACGCUGAUGUUGCUGGAGAUGCUACAAUAUCGAAUAUGUUACAACCCGAACAACAACAACAACCAGAACAACAACAACAACCAGAACAACAACCAGAACAACAACAGCAGCUGCUGCUGCAUUUGCAGAAUGCCCCACAAGAACAAUUUGCUCACAAUCAAGACCAAAGUCAACAGCAGCAAACUGAAUAUAAUCCCAUCGACAAGAUCAAACAAAUACAGAUUAUGCCAGAAUUGACAAAGCUUCUUCUUGAAGUCAAUAACGGUACCAAACAAGCCAAGGACUUUGAUAAAUUGAUUGGUGGUUUAAGAUUGAAAAUCUCUAAAUUGAGACAGCACGUUUUGGAGAUCGAGGGCAUUGAAGACUCACCAGAAAGCAUGAAGGCACAAAUUGAAAAGCUAAAACAAGAUAAUCAGAGAAAACAAGCGGCAUUACAAGAGUUUAAGGAAAAAGUGGAUACUAUCUCAUAA